Parasteatoda tepidariorum (common house spider) is the source of this 2829-nucleotide messenger RNA. RefSeq lists its product as uncharacterized. The record is from RefSeq and is a predicted model, not a curated record. Gene Ontology annotation, cellular component: precatalytic spliceosome. Gene Ontology annotation, molecular function: single-stranded RNA binding; zinc ion binding; double-stranded RNA binding. Lineage: Eukaryota; Metazoa; Arthropoda; Arachnida; Araneae; Theridiidae.
AUCUCACAAAAACUACUAAUGAUAAAAAAUGUAUAAAAACAAAAUGCUUCCCGUCAAGUUUUAUUUAAAACCUUUAGAACAACAGUAUUUUGUUAGUAGAUUUUUCCCGUUGACCCUUGAAUUUGAAAAAUGAAUUGCGAAGUUUGUUUCGAAAAGCUUAAAGGUAUAAAUAGCCUGAUCCAGCAUGAAACGACUGCUAAUCAUCGGGAAAAUGUCAAGAAACAUCAAAAUACCUUAUCAGAUUUUUCUACUGAAGGUAUCCCUGCAGUUACAGUAACCUCUGAAUCAGUCGCUGUUACUGCUGAAUGUUUUAUAAUGUCUGAUGCUGAAUCAGCCCCAGCUGUUUCUGAAACUCUUCCAGUUACUUCAGGAUCAGUCUCAGUUGCUACUGAAUCUAUUCCGGACCCUUCUCAAUCAGUCCAAGUAGCAACUGAAACUUCUCCAAAUGCCGCACUUUCUGUUUCAAAUGUGGUUAGUUCAAAUAUUAACAACUUGUUCUCUUGUGUGGCAUGUUCAAGUGGAUUUUCUAAUCUUUCUAAUGCUAUCCGACACUCAGAAAGUAAGUUGCAUGCCACAAUGGUUUUAGCUACCGGAAUUGGUUCUGAUGAACAAGCUGAUAUUUGUGAAGAUUAUAUUGAUUUAUUUCCUAGGUUACAUUACUGUAUUGUAUGCAUUUCUUAUUCCUUUAGUUUGAAGCUUUAUUACGUGCACCUAAAAUCACGUAGUCAUAGGGAAAUUGUGCAGAAAAUAAACAACUUUUUUCAAUUAGAGGUGGAAAAUUCGCCCGAUGUUUGUUUCAAUGAACAAACGCCUAAGAAUGGUUCAAAGCUCCAUUUACAGCAUUAUUGUAAGUUUUGUAAUAUUCAAUAUAAAGAUAAUAAAGGUUACCGGCGCCAUAUCAAGGAUAAGAAGCAUCAAAAAAUUUUACUGCUUAUGAAGAAAAUUGCUCAAGGAAAAAAAGAAAAUGUUGACGCAAGUUUCAGUGUAAAAGAUGCUGAAAAUUUGAAUAAUUCGCAAUAUUACUGUGAGUUCUGUAAUGUUUCGGUUAAUUCCAAUCAAUAUGAAAAGCACUUGAUAUGGAAAACUCAUAAAAGAGCUGAACAAUAUAUAAUUACAAUGUCCUUGGGACAUGCUGAAGGUAUCGAUAUUUGUGAAGAUUUAAAUGAUUUUAAGUUCAACCUGGCUGGUUGUUGUUUAUAUUAUUGUGAUCUAUGUGAAAUUUGGUGUUUUGGUUCUAAAUGCUACGGAAAUCAUUUGAAUGGAAAGAAGCAUUGCAGAAAGACGAAACAAAAGCAAAUUGCUGCUGAUUCUACAUUAGUCGAUAAUAUCAAAAAUUCGUCUUCUUCACCACAUCGCUGUGAAGUAUGCAAUAUUCAAUUCGCAACUUCGAAACGUUAUAAAAUGCACUUGAAGAGCAAGAUUCAUAUUAGAAUUGAACAAAGAUUGAAUGGACUAUCUAAAAUAAAAGAUGAAUUCGGUUCCAGUUUUGAAGCACUCGACAAUCCCCUUAUUGGACCCAGUUUUGAAGCACACGGCAAUACUGAUAAAUCCUUGCAGUUGUCCUAUUUUUGCAAAUUAUGUGAUGUUCGAUGUACUAGUUCGAAAAGCUAUGAUUCUCACUUGGAGGGUAAAUUUCAUAAGACAAUUAAAAUGAUUAUGAGCACGUUAUCCAUCGAAACUGGAUAAAAUAUUUCGACUAAUCUUAACUGUAGCAAAGCGAAUUUCUUAACAUUUCUUGUCCUUAUUUUAUACUUCUUUAAUAUCUUUCGGAAAUUCCAGAGCAAAAUUUUCAAUGAAAACUUUAAUCAGGAAAUUACAGAUUAUGUUGUUGUUUAGUUUAGUUUUUAAACUAAAUUUCUCUUUUAGUGAAGUCAUUAUUAUCGAUAGUGACGUAAUUUAGUUCACGAAAGUUAAAUAAAUAAAAAAAUUGGACCAUAUAUUCAUAGGCUACACUUUUUUCAAAAAUUUACAAUUUUUGUAUCAAACUAAUUCUCAGUGGAUAGGUACUUAACAUAUUGCAUGCAGGUCGAGUAAAUACAUGUUUUUUACAUCCCUACGAUCUAACAAAAAAUUUCAAUAUUGGUAGCAAAACUAUUUUGUUUCCACCAUGUAAUACUAAGAAAUAACUCAUUCGUUAUUACUACAAAUAAAAAUGAUUCAAUAGUUACGUAUUUAAUACUACUAUUGUCCGCUGUAAAAAAUUUUAAACUGAAAUUGCAGCUAUAAUGACAAGUUUGCAUCAGCUUGGAAUUUAUACCUUACCACCUAUAUCUUUAGAUUUUAAUUUACUCGUAUAACAGUCGAAUUUUAUUAUUUGGAAAAUUCACCGACAUGCACUCUGUUACUAAGUUUCUGGAAUUUCGACGCGAGAACAAUACAAUAAUAUACAAAAUCAUAGUAUUACCUUCAAGGAUUUUUUUUAAACAAUAGCACGUUUAUAAAAUGUCCUGUGCGUAGUUAAAAAAUGUGGCUAAUUUCCCCAAGCUGUUCAUAUCCAUGAAUAAGUAGACUGAGACUGAUUUAAAAAAAUUAUCACGACAGAGACAGAUUGAAUAUCAAGAUAUAUGUUAGCAACUUUCAUAACUUAAUGGAAAGUUCAGCUUAUAGAAAUUUCACUUAUUUAUUAAGUGAAAUUUCUAUAAGCUGAAUUGAUUUUACACAUACAUGAUUUCACUUAUUUAGACUUUGAUUAAAUUUUGAUAUAGUUCAAUUUUGGAAUGUACCAUAAUCUUAAAUACCAAUUGUCUCUCUGAUCAUAUGUUGAAUAUAUAUUUUUACAUUUAUAUGUAGUUUGCAAUGAGUAAUAAAAAAGUUUUUUGUUCUCUUUAA